This is a messenger RNA of Morus notabilis, 906 nucleotides long. RefSeq lists its product as uncharacterized. Bases 1 to 906 code for a protein of 301 amino acids. NCBI's taxonomy places the organism in Eukaryota, Viridiplantae, Streptophyta, Magnoliopsida, Rosales, Moraceae. The record is from RefSeq and is a predicted model, not a curated record. The transcript is spliced from 3 exons.
AUGUCAGCUGCACAGGAAGGAGUCCUUGGCCGUCCAAAGGCAGAGUGGACCCCAUCUCGUGACGCUAAUCUGGUUGAGCUUCUCAUUGAGCAGCACAAUCGUGGAAGAACAGCUUAUAAUGAGUUCAAGAACGAAGUGAUCAAAUCGGUCACUCGCGAUUUUAAUCAGAAGUUUGGCAUGAACUUGGAAGAGAACCAGAUAAAAAACCGCUACAAUGUCAUGAAAAAAGAUUAUGGCGUUGUGAAAACUCUUCUUAGUCAUGCAGAAUUUGGCUGGGACGAAAUCCGACAAAUGGUUGUGGCUGAUGAUAAAGUUUGGGACAACUAUAUUGCAGUAAAAAGUGAAGCAAGGCCUUUUAGGCGCAAGAGCUUUCCUCUUUACAACCAAAUGUCCAUUAUCUUUGAAGGAGAAAGGGCUAUUGGGAAACACCAAUUUCCAAGUGGACUACAUGUGACAGCGGAAGAGGGAAAUAGUAACACUGAAACGGUGAGGUCUUCAGAGCCAACUAACCUUCCAGCACAGGUAGUUGAUGACACUCCUGAUUCGGAUUCUAUGAUCCGAAUCGACGACAAUGAUGAUGAUACACAUCGUAAGAAGCGCAAAUCAGAGGCUCCUACAAUGUCUGCAAGGAGAAGAAGACCGUGCUAUAAAGUGAGGGAGACAAUAGAGAGAGCCUUGUAUGAAAUGUUUUGUGCAGCCAACUUAAAGGCUAUGCAAAGGAAGGCAUCAAAUGAGAAAACAAUGUACCAAAAGUGCCUUGAGGAGUUGCAAAAGUUAGAGGAAUUGGACGACUUGGAGUUUACAAGAGCUGUUAAUGUUCUCAAGGAUGACAAAAAUGCAGUUGCUUUCAUGACAAUAAAAGGUCCAAGACGGUUGAUCUGGCUGAGGUCAUUGUGGCCAGCAUAA